AUGGCCACAGGAGUUAUGGUUAAGAAAUGGGUGGCAAGUUCUGGGAAAACACCAACAUAUACGCCCACCACUGAUAAGACUGAUAAGAAAAUAUCACUUGCACAUACUCUGGUCAUAAUCUGGUCAAUCAUCAAGUGUUGGUUGGCCCUGAUAUGGCUGCACAUAAUGUACACAUUCAUUACGCACCGUAUGUGUGACUCCAGGAUAUCAUUCAGUGAUCUCUUUCUCGAGUUUUAUCGGACACUCACUAACCAAACGGCGACUAAACUCAAAGCGUAUAGUAGUGUUUUGAGGAACUCCUACUUUAGGUUCAAACCUACAUUGACAGCUGAAUCGUUGGAAGAUCUCAUGGAUAACAAGGCUCUAAUGAUAUCCGAAAGGGCUGUUAUCCCUUAUUUAAAAGCGUAUAAGGACCCAUAUUUUAAGGAUAUUGCCAAGACUAUAGUUACCAGGGUCAUUACUUACGAGAAGAGAAUCGGCAUAAACACAAAGAAGAAUUUAGAUUUAAUUAAUGAGCGCUUACUAACUGAUUUAUAUGGCGGACAGGCUUUAGGCUAUGAAUGUGGUCUAAUCGCACACACCCAGGCAAUUCAGCACAUGGCUACAGGGUGUUGGUUGGCUCUGAUAUGUCUGCACAUAAUGUACACAUUCAUUACGCACCUAUGCGCUAACUUUAUAUCCAAGGCGUUUAGCAGUGUUUUGCGGAACUCCUACUUUGAGUUCAAACCUACUCUGAUGGCCGAAUCGCUCAAUGAUAUCAUUAAUAACAUGGAUAUUAUGAUCGCCGGGAGAGUUUUGCUAAUAAACUCCGAUAUGGGCCACAACUUUAUACAAUACUUUGCCGGCUCUAAUUUGCAAUCAUCGACUUAUAAUUAUAAAUUAAGUGUUGAAUGCGGUUUAAUGGCACAUACACUGGCAAUUAAACACAUUGCCACCGGUCUUAUGAUUAAGGAACUGGUGACAACACCAACAUAUACACCCACCUCUGAUAAGACUGAUAAGAAAAUAUCACUUGCUUUCGACUGGUAGCACAUACUCUGGUCAGAAUCUGGU
Oppiella nova is the source of this 1053-nucleotide messenger RNA. NCBI's taxonomy places the organism in Eukaryota, Metazoa, Arthropoda, Arachnida, Sarcoptiformes, Oppiidae. The record is from the annotation of a GenBank genome assembly.